UCUUUCUUCUUCUUCUAGUCUUCAAAACCUUCUCUUUCUUCAUUCAUUCAUUAAACGCGUUACAUACAUUACAUGGCACUCACUACUGCUGCUACCGUACGCCCUCAACCACCGUAUCAUUUCCCUCUUUCCUACAGCAUUUUAUCAAAUAUUAUUAAUAUCUCUGUAAUGCGUUAACUUAAAUUUAUGUCUUCUACAACUGAAAAUUAAAAUUAAAGGAAUUUUAAUUUGUGUGAAAUGUUGGAUUCUCAACUAACUCUUGAGCACUGUUUUGGUUGAUACAUUGUCAAAUUUGUUUCCGUUUUCUCGUUUUUGAGAGUGAAAAAAUUCAUGCUCAAGUUUGUUUUAUCUGGUUUCUGUUUUCUUGAUGGUUUUUCAUUUUGAAAGUUCAGUCUUAGGGUUAGGGUUUAGUACAUCUACACUACGUUUUGUACGAAUAAGACGUUCUUUAAAAUUUUAGGUUGUACUUAGAUUACUGAAAUCAAUGUUGAUGAAAAAUGCCGACUAUUAGAGCUCCAGCUACUAAGAAAACUACAACGCUCACGGUUGCUGUGAAAUGUAGACAGUUAACGGGGAUAGAACACGGCCGGGACAUUGUUAGAAUAAAUCACAACAAGGAGGUGGUUGUUUUGGAUCCUGAUUUGUCAAAGGAUUAUCUUGAACGCAUACAGAAUAGAACAAAGGAAAAGAAGUACAGUUUUGAUUAUGCGUUUAGUCCUGAUUGUACAAACUUGGAUUUGUAUGCGCAAUGUAUAUCUUCUGUGAUCUCUGGGAUUGUUCAAGGUCUCAAUGCUACAGUGUUUGCAUAUGGCUCAACUGGAAGUGGUAAAACAUAUACAAUGGUUGGUACAAAGAGUGACCCUGGACUCAUGGUUCUUAGUUUGCAUAGAAUUUUUGACCUUAUUAAAAAAGACAAAAGUUCUGACGAAUUUGAAGUUACUUGCUCCUACCUGGAAGUUCACAAUGAAGUUAUCUAUGAUUUGCUUGAAAAGUCAUCGGGUCAUUUGGAACUUAGAGAAGAUCCAGUUCAUGGAAUGGUUGUUGCUGGGCUGAGAUGUAUCAAGGUCCACUCAGCUGAUAAGAUUCUUGAACUUCUGAAUUUGGGGAAUAGUCGGCGGAAAACUGAAAGCACAGAGGCCAAUGCAACUUCUUCACGAUCACAUGCAGUUUUAGAGAUUACCGUGAAGAGAAAACAGAAAAACAAAUAUCGUUAUCAAGUAAUGAGAGGAAAACUUGCUCUUGUGGAUCUUGCUGGCAGUGAACGAGCUUCUGAAACAAAUAGUGGAGGGCAAAAGCUAAGGGAUGGAGCCAAUAUUAAUCGUUCUCUUCUAGCGUUAGCAAAUUGCAUUAAUGCUUUGGGAAAACAACAAAAGAAGGGACUGGCUUAUGUUCCUUAUCGGAACAGCAAACUGACACGGAUACUAAAAGAUGGUCUCAGUGGCAAUUCUCAAACUGUUAUGGUAGCAACUAUAUCACCAGUUGACAGUCAAUAUCAUCACACUGUGAAUACCCUGAAAUAUGCUGACCGGGCAAAGGAAAUAAGAACACAUAUUCAGAAAAACAUUGGCACAGUUGAUACCCAUGUAUCAGACUACCAGAGGAUGAUUGACAAUCUUCAGAUUGAGGUCUGUCGACUGAAAAAGGAACUAGCUGAAAAGGAAUCACAACUAAGUAUCAAACCUGCUGAAAGAGCUGCUGAUGAUGAGCUGUCUUGGUUGAAUAUUUUGAGCCAUGAAAUCAGUGAAAAUGUCCAGGAACGGAUAAAUUUACAGAAGGCUUUAUUUGAGCUUGAGGAAACAAACCUUCGUAUACGUUCUGAACUCCAACAUCUUGACGAGGCUAUUGCAAAACACCAGGCUACUGAAAAAGAUGAAGCAGUUGUGGAGGCUUUGAGAGCAAGGAGGCAAGUAAUUCUCGAUAACAUACGUGACAACGAUGAGGCGGGUGUCAAUUAUCAAAAGGAAAUUGAAGCAAAUGAGAGUCAUCGAUGUGAACUCCAAGACAUGAUUGAUGAAGCCAUCAGUAACAAUAGCAACAAAAUAUACUUGCGCAUUCUCAGCCAAUAUAGAAUCCUGGGAAUGUCUAACAUUGAGCUUCAGUUUGAAAUGGCAUUGAGAGAUCAAGUCAUUCACAACCAACGGGAAACACAGAGGAAUCUGUGGAAAUUGCUCAUGACAUCAGGAAUUGAUGAAAAACGUUUACUGGACCUUUCAUCCAAGCAGGGAAUAACAAUUGAAGAUUGCACAACCACUUCUCAUGUAGGGCUUCAGCAAUCACCAAAUUUAGCUUAUGGAAGAUAUUCUCCAGUUGGGUAUAGUCCUUUAAUCGGGCAUUCAUAUCAUAGAUCAUCUUGCAUCUUCCCACAAUCUGAUGACUUAAGCUCAAGGUCAUUAGCCUUGGAUCUAGCUCCCAAUUUUUGUGCGGAACAUCAUAAUUCAUAUUAUUUGUUGUCUCAUGAUCACUCUCCAUCAGCAUAUGUCAGGCUGAGAAAGAGUAGUGAGCAGUGGGUUGGUGGCAGGCCAGUUUCAUGGUGUGGCACUCCUGGUAAUAGUCCUCAAGAUAUUCGCAAUUCUUGUCCAGAGAUCAGAACUCAGGUUUUACCUUACAAAGCUAGCCAUGAAUCAGCUUCCCCAUGCAGUGCUGAUUUUGGCCAGCGCCAUAAGGAUAUGUGGAAUGUUACUCGGAGGCAAAAUCUGUUUGAGAGCCCUCAAAUUGGAAUAACUUGCUGCCAAGACUUGUUCCAAGGCGGAAUACCCCAAAGAGUUGUUGGAUUUAACCCCGCAGAACAGGACUCUGGCAUUUGUCGCUCAAACCAUGUCCUUCAAAACACCAAAUCCGCAAACCACCCGUAUUUGUCCCGCAUUCCUUCAUUUGGCAGAGGGUCAAUCCCUUCUGUUUGUCAGAGUCCUGAAACAAGGGGCCACCCCUCCAGUUUUGUAUAGUCCUGUAUUUUAGUGUCCUUUUUCUCCUCCUCUUUACCAUGCUAUUUUUUCAUUUUUUUCCCCAUUGUACAUAUACAAAAAUAUUAUUUAAGUAUCCCGCCUUGGUAUGAGCAGGUGAUUCUUUCAUUUCCCUUUUGCAGAGAGAAUGGAGGGAGAGGGGGUAGGUUUAUAUUGUGUAGGUACUAAGUAGUUGGAGGAAUAUUCUAACUCUUGACACAUUGAACUUGCCAAUGUAAUUGUGAUGCUGUGUCUGUGUAUAUUUCAUGAAGAUUAUUGUCAAUUUGGAAGGAUCAAUUGUUUAAUAA
Molecule: messenger RNA, 3247 nt
Organism: Pistacia vera
Lineage: Eukaryota; Viridiplantae; Streptophyta; Magnoliopsida; Sapindales; Anacardiaceae
Product: kinesin-like protein KIN-8B
Exons: 15
Coding region: 498-2942 (814 amino acids)
Biological process (GO): microtubule-based movement
Molecular function (GO): microtubule binding; microtubule motor activity; ATP binding
Source: RefSeq, a predicted model, not a curated record